Penaeus chinensis is the source of this 2948-nucleotide messenger RNA. Its product is annotated as facilitated trehalose transporter Tret1-like. Gene Ontology annotation, molecular function: transmembrane transporter activity. The transcript is spliced from 11 exons. NCBI's taxonomy places the organism in Eukaryota, Metazoa, Arthropoda, Malacostraca, Decapoda, Penaeidae. The record is from RefSeq and is a predicted model, not a curated record. The coding region runs from base 136 to 1638 and encodes 500 amino acids. Gene Ontology annotation, biological process: transmembrane transport. Gene Ontology annotation, cellular component: membrane.
GUUAGCUCAGUCUUCUCUGUCUCAGUCCAAGAGUUACCACGCGCUCCGGCAUCGUUCAGAGGAGCUUCUGGUGCCCACGCUGGAGAAAGUGGUUGUUUUAGGGGAGAAUUUUGUUGAUUAUUUAAGAAUCCCAAAAUGGCGGAGUCGCCGACGGAGCCCCUCAACCCCCACAGCCAAGUUCCCGCCAAAACCGAGAGUCGUUCGCAGCGCCGCUCGCGGUUGCUGCGGCAGGGCGGAAAAGUGUUCAUGGCAAGUCUCGGCUGCUGGGUGAUGGGCUCGAUGUUCACGUUCCCGUCCGUCGUGGCGACUGACCUCCUGCAUAGCAACACGACCAUCUACGGCACGCCCAUCUCCUUCGGGAACUCGCUCGAUAUGCUGGGCAGCCUCGUCCAGCUGGGGUCGCUGCCGGGGGCGUGGGCCGUGGCGGGGCUGGCGGUCGUCCUCGGGCGGAGGUACAGCAUGAUGAUCUCAGGCAUUGUGGCUUUGCUGGCGUGGUUGGGCGUCGGGCUCUCCCCCAGCAGCGUGGGCGUGCUGGUGUCCAGAGCGGUGUCGGGCAUGGCCAUGGGCGGCCUCACGGUGGUCGUCAACAUCUAUGCCAUUGAGCUCUCGGAUCCCGACGUCAGGGGCAUGAUGGGCAUGAUGCUUAACCUGGGCAUCAUGGCAGGCCAGCUGGUGACCGUGUCCGUGGGUUACGAAACCAGGUACUUCGUGGUUGCUCUUAUUGACUCUCUCAUCCCCGCCAUCUUCUUCCUGGGGUUGAUAUGGCUACCUGAGAGUCCGUCCUUCCUCGUUCUUAAAGGACGCGACGAGGAAGCCCGGAAGGUCAUCCGACAGCUCCGCGGCGAGCACAUCAACGUCGACGAGGAGAUCCAUAACUACCGAGCGAUGAACGAGGGGCGGGAAGGGCGCACCGUCUGGCGGGGACUCAUGCAGCCGCGGAUCCUCAAGAACCUGGGAAUCGUGUCCAUGCUCUUCGUCAUCGUCUUCUUCUCAGGAUUUUUCAUCGUUAACGCCAAUGCUUCGAGAAUGUUCAAGGCCGCGGGUUCUACCAUCGACGCAAAUUUAGCAGCCAUUAUCAUCAAUAUCGUGCAGUUAAUAGGCGGGUUCAUUGGAUUUCUAUUAGCGGACAAAUUUGGUAGAAAGGGAUUGCUAUAUUCAGGCCUAACGCUUAUGUGUAUAUCCCUAACUGGCCUGGCGACAUAUGUUGGUCUCACAGAGUCUCAUGAUGGGGACGGCUUUCCCGACGACCUACUGGGAAACACGACCGCCACGCCAUCUAUCUCGACCUUCACUAACGAACAGAUAGACGUCAUGAGUGAAGGCCCAGUCAUCCAACGACACGGCUGGAUUCCGCUUGCGUGCCUCAUCGUGUGUCAGUUCGGCGCUGCGUUUGGCGUCAAUGCUAUUCCCUUCAUCCUGAGCACAGAGUAUUUCCCUACGUGGAUCAGGGCGCAGGCCAGUGGAAUCUGCUUCUCGGUCUACACAGCUGCCUCCUUCUCUGCCCUGCAGCUGUACACGCCCAUGAGGGAAGGACUCACCCAGGCAGGCCUCUACGGCUUCUAUGCCUGCGUGUCCGCCGUGGGAAUCCCUUUCACCUACUUCUUUAUUACCGAAACCUCAGGACAACAAGUGGGAUAAGGUUUCGCGGACGGGACUAGUCUCUCUCUCUCUCACUCACUCACUCACUCACUCACUCACUCACUCACUCACUCACUCACUCACUCACUCACUCACUCACGCACACGCACUCACUCACUCACUCACUCACACACACACACACACACACACACACACACACACACACACACACACACACACACACACACACACACACACACACACACACACACACACACAAUGUUAUGAUACAGGAUGCAUUAUUCAUAGCCAAUUGAGUGAGAGCAUUUCAUACUUGGACUGUGUGCUCUUAAUUAUUAUGGGAAAGGGGAAAAAUAUCGAUAAAUUGUAUGAUCUACACUAUAUAUAUGUAUAUAUAUAAAUAAUUUAUAUAUUAUAUAUAUUCAUAUAUAUAUAAUAUAAAUAAUAUCUUUAUUAUAUAUAUUCAUCAAUAUUAUAUAUAUAUAUAUAUAUAUAUAUAUAUAUUAAUCAAGGGAAAUAGAUUUGACUAUUCGUAAUGAGGAAUAACGUAAUGGUUAUCUAGUAGAAUGCCAUUGUAGAAUGUAGGAAUCGUGAAGAUAGUUAAUAUUUCAUAAUUAGAAAUAUUAUUGUAAACUGUUUGAAUUAUAUUUACUGUACAAUUGCACGUUACGUAAUGAGCAAUGAAGAGUGCGUGAUGGCUAUUGGUUGUGAAAAGAUCUGGGGGAAAAAAUCACACGAACACAUUAAUGAAUACUCUGAGAGCUUAUCCUCUUGAAGUGAUUAUAUAUAUAAAAAAAGAAGAAAAAGAAUUGCCAGAAGAAAAUAAGAAUAGAACUAUUUAUCAUAUAAGUUCAAAUGAUAAUUUAAAAAUGCUAUUAUAAAAAGGAUAUCAAAACUGAAUCUAAAACUAUUUUACGCUGCAGUCUCAAAAGUUUGAAAUACUUUUUCUAAGCUCUAUCCGUGAUGUCAACGCGCAAAGAACCACCUGUUUCUAUCGUUGCGCCCGAAACGCCUGUGAAAGCAACAAUGAGUGGUAAACUUGGAGAGGAAGACACAGUACACUAAUAAUGAAAAAUUUAUCUGUUGAGCGGAUAGUGAGAAAAAAAAGUUUAUUUUUAAUGCAGCUGCAUGAUGAACGAAUAUGUAUUACGUGGAGUGGGGGGAGGGUAUAUAAUUCGUUGUAUAGCAAAAAUUACAAGUCACGUAAACACUCAGUUCAUGGGGAAAAACGUUAGCCAGUGACUUAGUGCAAAAUACAUUUUGAUUGUUUUUGUUUGUUUGUUUAUACAUUCUAGAGAGGGAGAGGGAGAGGGAGAGGGAGUGGGAGAGAGGGAAAGUGAAAGGGAGAG